AUGUCUGUGAAGCCCCUGCUAUCUUCUUAUCAUGCUAGACCCGUAACCUUGUCCGGCGGCUCGCCCGUGUCGGGCUCUAUUCUUUCCAGAUUAAUGCUUGUGUUCACGCAAAUGCCCAAGCUCGUUAGUGCAUUACCCAUUGGCAUCCGCUCCAUCAACCACGUGAAAACCCAGAAGCACCCGGCGUUGACAGCCGAACAGUUUUACUUGAACUUGGCCAUUUCUGCCACCCUUGUGCUCUUGGGUGGAGUAUUUGCUGGUCUUACCAUCGGAUUGAUGGGCCAAGAUGAGGUGUAUUUGAAGGUGAUGGCCACCUCGGGAGACGCCCACGAACGGAAACACGCCCGCAAGGUGCUUCGUUUGAUUGGCAAAGGAAAGCACUGGGUGUUAAUUACGUUGUUAUUGUCCAACGUCAUCACCAAUGAAACAUUACCCAUUGUGCUCGACCGGUGCUUGGGGGGUGGAUGGCCCGCGGUGGUGGCAUCCACUGCGUCCAUCGUGGUGUUUGGCGAGAUCAUCCCCCAGAGUAUCUGUGUGCGUUACGGCUUGGAAGUCGGCGCCUACUGCUCGCCGUUUGUGUUGAUUUUGAUGUACGUGAUGUACCCAAUUGCGUUCCCAAUAGCCAUGCUUUUAGACCACAUUUUGGGGGAAGACCACGGAACCGUGUACAAAAAAAGUGGCUUGAAAACCUUGGUGACGUUGCACAAAACCAUGGGGGUGGAGCGAUUAAACGAGGAUGAGGUCACCAUCAUUAGUGCGGUUUUGGACUUGAAAGAAAAACCUGUUGGCACUAUCAUGACGCCGAUGGAUCGCGUCUUUACCAUGAGUGCCAACACCAUCUUGGACGAGAAAACGGUGGAGGAAAUCUUCAACGCCGGCUUUUCAAGAAUCCCCAUCCACGUACCAGGAGAGCUGAUGAACUUCAUUGGAAUGUUAUUGGUGCGAGUACUCAUCAGCUAUGACCCCGAGGAUGCGUUACCGGUGGCCUCGUUCCCGUUGGCCACCUUACCGGAAACCGGCACCGAUACCUCUUGUCUCAACAUCUUGAACUAUUUCCAAGAAGGAAAGAGUCACAUGAUUGUGGUGAGCAGCCAUCCUGGAGAACCCUUUGGGGCUCUUGGGGUGCUUACGUUGGAAGAUGUCAUUGAAGAAUUGAUUGGAGAAGAGAUUGUCGACGAAAGUGACGUCUAUAUCGACAUCAACAAAAACAUCAAAAGAACCCAGCCAGGACCUUUGGCCAAACGCAAUCUCACCAGCUACUUGCACACGUUAUACCAACGGAGCAGCAACGGUUCCAAGCGUAACUCAUUGGACAACACCCGUCCAUCCAUGGACCAUCCUCCACCCGGUGAUGGGGGUAGUCCUGUGCAUCGGGUCAUCAGCAAGUCUGAGUACCAGAGCCGUGGUGGAGCCCUUCUCUCCAACAACAGCAGUAUUCUUCCGGCCUUGGACUCCAGCAAAACGUGGAUGCCCAUCAACCCUGCGGCCAACCCGUUGGAAACAUCCAAGCUGUUUGUGACGAUCAAGAGACCCGAUAUCGAGGGCGUAAGAAACUCGGUUCUCCAGAGCCCCCGAAGUACUCCUGCCCACGACGAGGCGCUAGACGGGCCGGACUACGGGGUGGUACAUACUACUGAGGAAGGAGCUAUAAGUCAUCAAAAGGCCAUUAGUAACAAUAACGGCAACGGGGACCACAAAUUCUUGCUCCCAAGCGAGCGGGAAGCAGACAUCUCGGACUUCCAGCAUCGUCUCUCGUUGCCGGAAAACGGUGAGAUCAGUCACCAGAAACACUACCGGACCGGAGGAAUCAUUGAGUCUGUCAUUAACGUUAAAGGAGUUCAUAAAACCAUCAUUGAGAAUGUUAGCGACGAAGACCGUGAUUUUGAGUUCGAUGAGUCUGAAGACCGUCGUCUCUUGGGAAGUCGUAAGAACUCAACCCUCAAGCACCGGUAG
Yamadazyma tenuis ATCC 10573 is the source of this 1953-nucleotide messenger RNA. RefSeq lists its product as uncharacterized. The record is from RefSeq and is a predicted model, not a curated record. Gene Ontology annotation, biological process: magnesium ion homeostasis. NCBI's taxonomy places the organism in Eukaryota, Fungi, Ascomycota, Pichiomycetes, Serinales, Debaryomycetaceae.